Molecule: messenger RNA, 3225 nt
Organism: Arachis stenosperma
Lineage: Eukaryota; Viridiplantae; Streptophyta; Magnoliopsida; Fabales; Fabaceae
Exons: 3
Coding region: 1-3225 (1074 amino acids)
Biological process (GO): telomere maintenance; DNA repair
Molecular function (GO): DNA helicase activity
Source: RefSeq, a predicted model, not a curated record
AUGACCCAACGAUAUGAAGAUGGAAUGGCGAUUGUUCUUAAAGAGGGAAAGCCAGCUAUUUUUCUCACAAUGACAUGCAAUCCAUCUUGGACUGAAAUAACUUCAGAACUCAACCCAGUUCAAACUCCACAAGAUCGUCCAGAUCUAACAACAAGAAUUUUUCGAGCUAAAUUUGAACAGCUGAAAGAGGAUGUAAUUACUAAGGGUGUCUUGGGAAAGGUGAAGAGCUAUAUUUAUGUCACUGAGUUUCAAAAAAGAGGGUUGCCACAUGUACAUAUGUUGCUAAUCUUAGAAAACAAUGACAAGUUAAUUGACCCGGAGCAUUAUGAUAGUUUGGUACGUACAGAGAUACCAUCUAAAGAAGUAGAACCACACCUACAUGAUGCUGUGCUAAAACAUAUGAUUCAUGGUCCUUGCGGUACACUUGAUCAAUCUUCACCCUGCAUGAAAAAUGGCAAAUGUAAACGCAACUACCCAAAAGAGUUCGCAGCAGAAACACGAAGAGGUGACGACUCAUAUCCGCAAUAUAGGCGAGGAUUCGACACUCCAGUACAAAUUAACCAAAAUGUCACGGUUGACAAUAGAUGGGUAGUUCCGUACAACCCUUGGCUACUACUAAAGUAUGAUUGCCAUAUUAAUGUUGAGAUAUGUAGUAGCAUCAAGAGUAUAAAGUAUCUCUACAAAUAUUGCUACAAGGGUCCAGACCGGGUUGCAAUGGAAGUUCACAACAGUUCUAAUGUUGACGAGGUCCAACAGUUUGUUGAUGCAAGAUGGAUUGCUGCUUCAGAGGCAUGUUGGAGAAUAUUUAAAUUUAACCUUUACCGAAUGUAUCCAUCAGUGGAAAGGUUACAAAUUCAUUUGCCAAAUCAACAUCAAGUGAGCUUCUAUGAUCACCAAACCAUUCCUGAAAUACUUAAUGAUGAUUAUUUCUCUAGAACAAUGCUCACUGAGUUCUUUGCUCUAAAUCGUGAGGAGGACCAACAAUCUAGGCAUCUUUUGUACAGGGAAAUUCCAGAGUAUUACACUUGGCACAACAAGGAAAAGGAAUGGCGUCGGCGCAAGACACAGAGGAGAUCCAUCGGUAGAAUUUAUACUGUAUCACCUUCAGAAGGAGAAAAAUUCUAUUUGCGUAUUCUGUUAUCUAAUGUCAGAGGACCAAUCAGUUGGGAUGACUUGCUAACAGUGAAUGGGAUCCAAUAUUCGUCCUUCAAGCAAUCUGCUCAACAUCGAGGAUUGUUAGAGAGUGACAGUAGCAUCCGUGAAUGUUUGGUUGAGGCAUCUGUUUUACGAUUGCCAUGUGCUUUACGAAGGUUGUUUGCAACCAUCUUAAUAUUUUGUGAGCCUACAGAUGUAAGAAGCUUAUGGGAUGAAUUUUUUUCAUAUAUGGUGGAUGAUUAUCCGUCAACCAGCACCACAACAGCCUUAGUGUUCACCAAUCGGCUACUCAGGGAUAUAAAUGAUAUACUCCUUCAGCACGGAAAACAGAUUACACAAUACGAUUUGCCAGCUCUAACUCAUGAAAAUGACAAUGACAACUCGAUACCCAGAGUUAUCCAAGAAGAACUGUCUGUCGAAGUACCCCGAGAAGACCUGUGUUCCGUAACAAGAUUGAACAAUGACCAGUCUAAAGCUUUCAAGUGCAUUAUGAAUACAAUUGAUCGAAGAGAAAGUGGAGUGUUCUUUGUUGAUGGGCCAGGAGGAUCAGGCAAAAUAUUUCUUUACAGAGCUAUAAUUGCAGAAUUGAGAAAUAAGGGUCAUAUUAUCUUGGUAACUAUAUCAUCAGGAAUAGCCACAACAUUAUUGCCUGGGGGUCGAACAGCUCAUUCUAGGUUUAAGAUCCCAAUUAAUGCAGAACCAUCAUCCAUUUGCAACAUAAGCAAACAAUCAGAUCUUGCAAAGCUGAUUAGACAAACAAUGGCAAUCAUCUGGGAUGAAGCACCUAUGGCAAAUAAAGAAUCGGUGCAAUCAUUAGACCGCACUCUGAGAGAUAUAUUAGCAAACGAUAUGCCAUUUGGAGGAAAAGUGAUGGUGAUGGGAGGAGAUUUCCGCCAAGUACUGCCUGUGGUACCGAAAGGUAGUAAGUCACAAAUGAUUUCAGCUUCUAUAGUUAAGUCUCAAUUAUGGGCUUCCACUAAAAUUCUCCAUUUGCGACAAAAUAUGCGAUCUUCUAAUGAUCAUGUUUUUGCUGAGUACCUUAUGCGCAUUGGUGAUGGAAUUGAACCCACCAUACAUGAAGACUUUGUACGGAUACAAGCAAAUAUGGCAAUUCCGUGGGAGGGUGAAACAUCGUUACACAAGUUAAUAGAAGAAAUAUUUCCAAACUUACAAUCUCAUGGGUGGGACGCUUCUUACAUGGUAGAAAGGGCAAUAUUGACGCCAAAAAAUCAUGAUGUGCAACAGCUUAAUGAUAUAAUUAUCAACCAGUUUCCAGGAGAAGAACGAAAUUUAGUCUCAUUUGAUGAAGUAGAAGGAGAUGCUAAUAAUUUAUAUCAACAAGAAUAUCUUAACUCAGUUUCUACAGGCGGGUUGCCACCUCAUGUGUUGAAGGUAAAAAGAGGUGCACCUUUGAUGUUAUUGAGAAACAUAGACCCUAAGGCAGGCUUAUGCAAUGGUACAAGGUUACUAUGUCGUGGAACUUUUCAAAACAUGUUGGACGUAGAAAUUUUAACCGGUCAUCACUGUGGAAGAAGAGCUUUCUUGCCUCGGAUAAAACACAAAACAACAGAAAAUACAGGACUGCCAUUUAUCCUUAUCCGGAAGCAAUUUCCUGUAAGGUUGAGUUUUGCAAUAACAAUAAACAAAUCACAAGGACAGACAAUUCCUAAAGUAGGGAUCUAUCUCCCUAAACAUGUAUUUAGCCAUGGCCAAUUAUAUGUUGCUCUGUCUCGAAGUAUUUCUCAGUCAACUACAAAAAUUUUAGUCAAAAAAGGAAAAAUAGAUGGAACAAGUGGAGAAUUUACCAGAAAUGUAGUUUUCAAAGAAAUAUUAUUACCUUCCCCACAGUUCUUCAAGGCUCAAGAAUCUAUUGAUAAGGAGAUGUAUGAGGAAUUGACAAACUCCGUUUUGACGGCACUAUAUCCCAAGAGUGUGCAUGGGCACUAUAUCCUAGAUAGGUUAGUUCUGAGCAAGGACGAUGAUAAUCCUGCUUGUUCGUGGUUUUCGGUAAGGACGAUGGUUAAUCCCGCUUACUCGUGGUUUAAUGUGAUAGGCAAGCGAGGUGGUUAA